Molecule: messenger RNA, 2418 nt
Organism: Cannabis sativa
Lineage: Eukaryota; Viridiplantae; Streptophyta; Magnoliopsida; Rosales; Cannabaceae
Product: long chain acyl-CoA synthetase 4
Exons: 19
Coding region: 265-2253 (662 amino acids)
Biological process (GO): fatty acid metabolic process
Cellular component (GO): endoplasmic reticulum; membrane
Molecular function (GO): long-chain fatty acid-CoA ligase activity
Source: RefSeq, a predicted model, not a curated record
CGUCUUCAAGUCAAAUCCAGCUCCGCCAUGUAUUUAAACUGAUUCUUCAAAAAAAAAAAAAAAAAAAAAAAAUCUUGGAGUGUAUAUAUAGAUAUAUAUAUAUAUAUACAUUUCUCCAUUUUUGGCCACCCAAACUACCUAAAUUGAAUUCGUCGUGUUCGUCUUUCUCCGCCAUAAAUAACAAUUGAUUUCCUUCGUUCUUUCAAGUUUUUGUCAACUGAGUACUGAGAUCCAGUCUGAGUCGACACUUGUAGAGGUUCGAAAAUGGCGCAGAAGAAGUUUAUUUUUGAGGUUGAAAAGGCUAAGGAAGCUAAGGAUGGAAGGCCUUCCAUGGGACCUGUUUAUCGAAGUAUGUACGCCAAGGAUGGCUUUCCUCCUCCGAUUGAUGGAUUGGAUUGUUGUUGGGAUGUGUUUAGGCUUUCUGUGGAGAGAAAUCCUGGAAACAAAAUGCUUGGUCGCCGGGAGGUUGUGGAUGGGAAGGCUGGAAAGUAUGUUUGGCAAACUUAUAAGGAGGUUUAUGAUUGUGUGAUAAAACUUGGAAAUGCCAUGCGCAGUUGUGGUUUCGGAGAAGGAGACAAAUGUGGUAUCUAUGGUGCCAAUUGUUCUGAAUGGAUUAUGAGCAUGCAGGCUUGCAAUGCUCAUGGACUCUAUUGUGUUCCGUUGUAUGACACCUUAGGUGCUAAUGCAAUUGAGUUUGUCAUAAAACAUGCCGAGGUUACAAUUGCUUUUGCAGAAGAGAAAAAGCUUCCUGAGCUGUUGAAAACACUUCCUAACACCACAGACUAUUUAAAAACACUUGUGAGCUUUGGGAAGGUCACACCGGAACAAAGGGAAUCUGUUGAAAAGUUUGGAUUGAAGAUCUAUUCCUGGGAAGAGUUCUUGCAAUUGGGUGAUUGUAAAGAUUUCGAUCUUCCAGUGAAAAAGAAAACUGAUAUAUGCACUAUAAUGUAUACUAGUGGAACUACUGGUGACCCAAAAGGAGUACUGAUAUCCAAUGAGAGCAUCAUUUCUCUUUUGGCUGGGGUGAGGCGAUUGCUUGAGAGUGUAAAUGAAAAGUUGACCGAGAAAGAUGUAUUUCUUUCAUAUCUUCCCCUUGCACAUAUCUUCGAUCGGGUGAUUGAGGAGUUAUUUAUUUUGCAUGGUGCCUCAAUCGGGUUCUGGCGUGGCGAUGUCAAAUUAUUACUUGAAGACAUUGGGGAGCUAAAACCAACUAUUUUCUGUGCCGUUCCCCGUGUGCUGGAUAGAGUCUAUGCUGGUUUGACGCAGAAGAUUUCUGCUGGGGGAUUCUUAAAGAAGACUCUCUUCAAUUUCGCAUACUCACGCAAGUAUAAUAACAUGCGAAAGGGGCUUAAACACGGGGACGCAGCUCCAUUAUGUGACAAAAUUGUAUUUAGUAAGGUGAAGCAAGGUUUGGGAGGUAAUGUGCGGCUUAUUCUGUCUGGAGCUGCGCCUCUAGCUCCUCAUGUUGAAGCUUACUUACGAGUUGUGACAUGUGCUCAUGUUUUGCAAGGAUAUGGGCUAACUGAAACUUGUGCGGGGACAUUUGUCUCGAUACCAAAUGAACUACCAAUGCUCGGUACAGUUGGUCCUCCAGUACCCAAUGUUGAUGUAUGUCUGGAAUCAGUUCCGGAAAUGGGAUAUGAUGCCCUUGCAGAAGUACCGCGUGGAGAAGUAUGUGUGAAGGGAAGCACCUUAUUCUCUGGGUACUACAAACGUGAAGACUUAACCAAGGAGGUCAUGAUUGAUGGGUGGUUCCAUACAGGUGAUGUUGGUGAGUGGCAAGCAGAUGGAAGCUUGAAAAUCAUUGACCGUAAGAAAAAUAUUUUCAAACUUUCUCAAGGAGAAUAUGUGGCAGUUGAGAACUUAGAGAACAUUUAUGGUCUUGUUUCUGACAUUGACUCAAUAUGGGUUUACGGGAACAGCUUCGAGUCCUUCCUCGUUGCUGUGAUUAACCCGAACCAGCAAGCACUUGAACGUUGGGCCGGAGAGAAUAAUAUAUCUGGUGACUUCAAGUCCAUUUGUGAAAAUCCAAGAGCAAAGGAAUACAUCUUGGGAGAGCUCAAUAAGAUUGGCAAAGAGAAAAAGUUGAAAGGUUUUGAGUUCAUAAGAGCUGUUCACCUUGACCCAGAGGCAUUUGACAUAGAACGUGACCUUAUUACUCCAACAUAUAAGAAAAAGAGACCCCAGUUGCUCAAAUACUACCAGAGUGUUAUUGAUAACAUGUACAAGGAAGGAAACAAGCCCAGGACCUGAAAGAUAUAAUAGACAUUUAGAGCUUCACUUUCUAAUAUUUCUUCACACACUUCCCAUUUUCAUCUCUCUCUCUCUUACUUAUUACACUUUAUAAAUAAUUAACAAGGUUUACUGUGUUGUAAAUGACAUUUUAAUAUUUUCAUAGUCUUAAUGUUUCAAUUCUUA